GGGACGUGCUGACUAUUCUGAGUGAAUGUGGGUUCAUUUCCUCCGUGUGUUUCAGGGAAUGGCUUCACACGGACAAGGCUGCUCCGCUGGUGGUUCCGCCCCACAUGGAGAGGAGCGUCGAGGGACGACAUCGUCGCCGACAAGGAAAACGAGUCGGGGAGUUGGAGGUGGGGAGGAAGAACGACGUGCUCAAAACUUGUGGUGCGACUACAGCAAACGUGUCUGGUAUUUGGACUGGGCGAGCCAGGACGGCUCGUGCAGGCCGCUCUUGUUCGUCGCCGUUCGCGCCGACAGAACGCGUCUCGCAUGGUCCAUCGUCCAGUGGGUCGACGAUGGCGAAUACAAUUUCAAGUUUAUGUUGAAGAAGCAUUACAGAAGUGAUGGUUCUGUCGACGGCAUCGCAAAGGGAUGCAAGGUUGCCGGGAGGAUGUUCGGCGGGUACGGCCGUCGUGCGAUGUCUUUGCCUCACUUUCUCCCGCUAGCGUCGGGGCACGACGAGGCCGUUCACGUCACAGACUUCCUCGAGGUCUGGGCGAAAUCUAGUACCUCUGUCAGUGUCGUGGACGUCGGAGCUGGAACAUCGAACAGUGGUCCUGUUGGGUUCACGGGAGGAGAGUGCUCUGAAGGGGGGAUGGGAGGUCAGGGUGACCUGCCAGCUACGCCUCCUGAUCAAGAGGUGGGCAUGUCAGACAACUCGGAGUACGACCAUCCGCUUGCUCCUUUGAAACCGGGCUUGCAUGUAUCUCGCCGCCACGGUUUGCUUGGGGAGUCGACGCCACAUGGAGGCGGCGAUGGCGAACGGUUGCGACAGGGCUCAGAAUCGACGACUCCUCGUGGUCUGGUCGAAAGGAUAGGUCGAGAGGUGCGUGGGUCAGAUGAGACAACUCGCCGGGCCCGACCAGCGCCGACGCAACUGCAGACGGAGUUGAGCCAGGAACGAGAAGCAAGAGGGAACGUCGCCGUUGAGGAGGAGGUGUCCGAGCAGGGUCUGUUCCGUGAGAGAUCGGAUGAAAAGACUCAGUCGGGAGGCAAGCUCAACUUGUCGGAUGAGGAAGAGCGAGAGGGACUAGGUGCUCUGAAAAGGCAGAGAAAGGUAGGAGGGAGUGGUCGGACUCCAACAACACAAGAGGGCGGUUCCGUUGAGAAGAGGAAAAGGGUUGAAGGUGGGGAUGAAAUGCCAAAAGACUCGUCGACACAGCAAAGAACCAGUGAGUCUUCCGGGAAACGGUUGAAAUCAUCGAGGGGGAAGAAAGCAGACGAGGGCGACAGUGGGGAGGGGGAUGACGACGUGGAGAUUAACCUCAACGCAUUUAACCUCAACAAUGCGUUCUUCCUCGAGAUGCAGAGAGGGGUGCAGAAGGACGUCGUGUUGCACAUCCAUCCCGAAAGAAUAUUAGCUAUUCCAGACUGGGAAGACGCGUACAACCACCGAUCCUUGGACGAGUUCCUCGUUGAUACCAUCGCGUCGGCUAUGAUCGACUGCUACGAACGCAAAGACAUAAGAUACACGAAGCCCAUUUUCGUUCUUGCUCCGAUCGUCGUGCCUCCAGAGAACGGCGAGCCUGCUGUGCACGUGCUGCCUGCUGACUUCGACAGCUCACACCUAGAGAAAUAUUGGUAUUAUCCUGUGUGUGGACAGCAUAACGUGAGGGCGACGAUGAUGGUGAAAGACCAUCCCGUGUUUAAUUACUACAACUUCUGUAAAUGGCCGUUCAGACCGAUCUACUUCCCUAACGACGAGUUCGACGGCUACGCCCAUGUCAGCUGCGAAGACAACAUGAAAGACAAGAAGAAUCCACCGUGCUUGCAGGUUUUGUCUAUGCGGGACAUUCGCAAUAUUUGGAAAAUUAAGGGCAAACCGAGUGUGGUGCUCGGCAAUGCCUCGAAAAAAACAGGACGAGGUGCGAAAGUGGGUGCGGUUCAUGGCGUUGGCAAUGAAGGAGACGCCGGGCUAAAGAAACACGUCUGGUACGUGAAGGUGGACGACCCGUCGUUGAAAAAGGGCAGGGGGAAGCCAAAGAAAGGCGCGGAGGAGAAAACUUUCUACGUCCAAGUUCCGGAGCCGGAUGUCCACUGCUGGAAGGAAUUGGUGGACUUGACGGACCGCGAGAAGAAAAGGCUGCUGAACGGCGUCUUGAACCUUAACGUCGUGUGGGUUCAAACGAGUAGCAAGAAGUUGGCUGAGCAGGGGAAGUUCAGUGUCAAGGAGAGGGUCGACAUAAUAAAAAUGGACCGGAUUAUGCUGAGGCUGUGGCACUACGUGGAGUUCGAGUACGAGGAAGUGGAUAAGCGGGAGUGGAAUGCCAACUCCACGUUCUUCAGGUCCAAGAAGCAACUGUUCGAAAAGAAAUUUUUCACGGACACCACAUACGUCAACAAGUGCCCUCAGUUUCUCGGGUGUCAACACGACAACAACAUCAAGAAAACGGCGACCCUCGUCAACGACCAGCAUUUCCCGGCGGAGUGGAAGCAUGUCGUCCUUUCGGUGAUCACUGGAGAUCGCGCCAAAGGCAAAAAAGGCCCUCGGGGCGUUGAUGAAUGCAUCAACAUUAUGUGGACAAGGACAAGCGCCUUGACGACGCUGGCCCAGUUUAACGUCGACCCAUUGAGUGCCCUAGAUCAUAAGGAGGCGCUGGGAAAACUAGGGCAUCAGCUACGCUCCCACACUUGCGUGCUCGACUUAUGCGGUAUUGUGGACCGUGCGCAAUGGGACUCUGGGGCAUUCGCGUCUCUGAGUGAGUUGCUGGGCUUCGUUUGUCAGGACUACUGUACAUUGGUGGUAUUCGUCCCCUGCCUGUGGAACCUCUCCUUCAUGACAUGUUUGUCUGCGCUUGGGGCUACCCGAUGCUACACGAGGAAGUGGGUUCGGAAGACGGCAUCGAAGAAGACGCAUCAGUUCGGAAACAGCGUCUGGGAGGAGCUAGAUGUGAUGCACAUCCUUUUCAAAGGCGAGGAUCCUCGGCUAGUGACUCACCCGGUGUACGAGGGAGCUGUUGCUGAAGACAACGCCGCCACUCUCCGGAGGAAACAGAAAGUGACACCCACGGAUGUGGAGGAGAAGUCUUUCAAGUCYUUGACUUUCGCGGACAUCGGAAACCUGACCCUGAGGGGGGCUCUGUACAAGGACGGCGAGCGGAAUCCGAAUCAGUUGUGCAAUCAGCUUCUUUUCUUCUGUGGUGUGGCGGAUGCCGUGCUGUUCUUGGGCAAGCCGCACRCGCAGGUGGUGUGGAGUYUGCUUCAGCAGGGAAGGCAYGUCUUGGCCGUGGAUGGGGACACAACGCAGCUCGAAUACACCGUGCAGUAUGUCACCCAUGAASUGUCGUCCAAGGCUUACCCAUGCGAUUUCCACCAUGUCGUGGUCGAGCCCGUUUAUGACCCGAACAAGGACAUGUUCUUCAAGUUGACUCCAAAGAAAAGGCGCCAGGUCUACUUCUUCCUUUACGGCGAACAACCAAGGUUGAGAUUUGACCCGCAGUACGUGGUGCGGAAGGAAGUCGCCAUUGCGGUCCUCCAGGGCUACCACGAAGCGAGUCGGGCCGGCGCCGUGAGUUUCAUUAAGAGGCUGGAAUAUGUCUUUUUUAACGAGGAUGUUGUCGAUCCGGCCGACUUCACUUUGGAUAAGUACACGCUGGCAUUUGGUGAGGAGGACGACUUCAAUAUCGAGACUGAGUCGGAGGAGAGCGUUAAGGACGACCUCUUCGAUUUGGACGGGCAAUUGGCCAUCUUCAACGCCCAAGUUUCUGAGUUGCCAUCAGUAUGCAAACCGGGGACACCUCUCGCUACACCUACCUCGGGCGGUCCCACGCCCAUGUCCUCCUUAGCGCUUGUCAAGAGGGGUGGGUUGUCCCAUCUGAGGAGUUCGCCGGGGGAGCCUAUUCGUCUCACGCCGCAGCCCGAACGUCUUCGACCCGGCCAUCCAGUUCCUCGGGACCAUCCGCAUCUCAAGGCUCCUACCACUCCCUUCCACAUGGGCGACAAACACACCUUUUCCACAGCCGAAGAUUGGGGCCAUGAUAUCGUAUGGCACCUAGACCAUUUCCAGCCAGUCCUUCUCGACAGCGAAUGGGCAGUGGCUGUGAGGGACGUAAGUGGAGGGUGGAUAUAUGACGAUCAUUGGGACCUCGAGAUAUUCGAAUCUUGCACCUACGAUGCGGUAUUGGAGAGGUUAAGUGAGGUCAAUCGACGAAGUAAGGACGACCCUGCUCUUCGCGAAUACGGGGACACGCUGUUCGAGUUAUUGCAGUCAAAUAAAUGGCUGGAAGUGUCCUCCGCGUUCUACGCUGUUCCGUCAAGCCCGUCAAUUAAGCAAGUGAGUUGGGAGUUGCCUGAGGUCACCCUGCCGGCAGGAGUUAUGAAGCGCAAGUCUCGCGGAAAGGACGGCGACAGGGAUGGUGAAGGCGGCGGGCAACGAGAUACUAGAGGUGGAAGUGAACAACGUUCAACGAAACAGCGGUCUCCGGGGCACGUAGGCGGCGGGGAGGGGAAGAAGGGCAGCCGGGAGAAGAAAAAGCCUCGCAGCGGAGAGAAGACGAAGCAUCACAAAGGAGACGCGCAGGGGUCCGAUGUCGACCGCAACGAGGACGGUGGGGUUCUGGCGGUAACAGGCAGCACCUCAAUGGAGACGGGGAACGACUUGAGGCCUGCGUGUAUUAUGCGGCCUGGUGAGCAGGACCCUGUGAUUAGCUCCACCAGCGAAACACAGUUUGUCGAUGCGGUUGGCGGGGCGGGUGUCGCAAAGCAUGGAACAUGCUUCGCUCAGCUCUAAAAACGGUUGGCGGAUUGUCUCGAAUCAAUCCGAACCUCGGAG
Molecule: messenger RNA, 4807 nt
Organism: Chara braunii
Lineage: Eukaryota; Viridiplantae; Streptophyta; Charophyceae; Charales; Characeae
Source: the annotation of a GenBank genome assembly